CAGCACACACCUUAUUUCGAUGAACAUUAACAGCCUGGCUGGUUGUCUCAGAUGGCUUUCUGAGGAGAACAGCAGUCUGCCUCUGAGCGUUGGACGUGGUUGGUGAGGCGAUGGCAUCUAUGGGUUUGCAGUUGCUGGGCUGCACGUUGGCCCUGCUUGGCUGGGUGGGGGUGAUCCUCGUCUGCGGACUGCCCAUGUGGCGGGUGACGGCCUUCGUUGGCAGCAACAUUGUCACGUCUCAGAUCUUCUGGGAGGGAAUCUGGAUGAGCUGUGUGGUGCAGAGCACUGGGCAGAUGCAGUGCAAAGUCUACGACUCCAUGCUGGCCCUCACCUCCGACCUCCAGGCCGCUCGUGCCCUGGUGGUGGUCUCUCUGGUGGUGGGGAUCAUCGGGCUCUUCAUGGCCUUCGUUGCCGGAAAGUGCACCAACUUCAUCCAGGACGAAAACAGCAAACGGAGAGCUGCCAUCGGUGCAGGCGUGGUUCUGAUCAUCUCUGGCGUCUUGUGCCUGAUCCCCGUGUCCUGGACGGCCAGCAUGAUUGUUCGAGAUUUCUACAACCCCACACUAAUGGCCGCCCAGAAGCGCGAGCUGGGGGCUUCGCUCUACAUUGGCUGGGGGGCUAGCUUCCUGCUGAUAAUAGGAGGGGCACUUCUCUGCAGCUCCUGUCCACGGAAUGAGGACCAAACACCAUCACUUAAGUACCAGCUGGCCAACAAAGCUAGAUCAACGAACAACUCGUUGCCCAGUUAUAAGCCACCAUCACCGAGGCCUUUCACACCUACAUCAAAGACCUACAUCUGAACACAUAUGAUGGACAUAUCUGUGUGUAUAUAUA
Molecule: messenger RNA, 834 nt
Organism: Colossoma macropomum (tambaqui)
Lineage: Eukaryota; Metazoa; Chordata; Actinopteri; Characiformes; Serrasalmidae
Product: claudin-4-like
Exons: 1
Coding region: 111-800 (229 amino acids)
Biological process (GO): bicellular tight junction assembly; cell adhesion
Cellular component (GO): bicellular tight junction; plasma membrane
Molecular function (GO): structural molecule activity
Source: RefSeq, a predicted model, not a curated record